Molecule: messenger RNA, 570 nt
Organism: Nycticebus coucang (slow loris)
Lineage: Eukaryota; Metazoa; Chordata; Mammalia; Primates; Lorisidae
Gene: C4H5orf52
Product: chromosome 4 C5orf52 homolog
Exons: 3
Coding region: 13-570 (185 amino acids)
Source: RefSeq, a predicted model, not a curated record
CGCCCCCUGAGAAUGGCUCGUAACCCGGCUCCUACUUCCCAGGCCUGUGCUUGCGUGGAAGACGGAACAACAUCGCCGAGGAGGACCUCAGUCACGUGGGACCCGGGCUUAUCCCCGGCUUUGGGGUCCGCCGCCGGAUCAACCGGCAGUUCCAAAUUAUUUCCGCGCGAUAAGUUCGGCAGCCGCCUGGACACGACCACGGGAGUCGGGCCGCAGGUCUCCUUCCUGCGGCCGCGGACUGCGCAGACGCCGGUGCUCUUCAGCAUAAUGAAUUGCAGUGAAGCAUCAACAAAAAAAUUUUUACCCAAGAGCAAUUUAUCUCGGGUGAUUAUUCGUGACAACCUCAGUGCCCAACGAAUCUAUGAGAUGGAGAUAAGAGCUACAGACAAGACCAAGAAAAAGAUGAGCCAUUUGUAUGAUCAUCUGAAAAAAAAGUUCAUGAUGGACCAGCUCAGAAAGCUGGGGCGCUGGAAACGGGAAUCUAUGAACAUUCAGCACUACUUGGAUAGCAUCCGAAUGUACGAGAUCCAGUUGAAACUCCAGUCUCCCAAGAAAAACCAGCCACCUUAG